AGUGAACCCAAACAGAAGGCAAUAGCACGAGGAAAGGUGAGCCCCCUUGAUAAGUCAGAGUUGGAGUCUCGUAUUCAAUCGCAAAACGCUGCCCAUCGUUUUUGUCUUUCCGCAUCAAGAUCCCGAUCUCUCCGCUCUGAUUAUUUCUCCCUUUUUCAAAUCUCUCUCAAUUCCAGAAAUGGAGUUCGAAUCCAACAACAUUUCUGAGGACAACAAUCACGGAUGGCAGAAAGUUACUUACGCUAAGAAGAGGAAGAAUCAGGCGAAGCAGCAGGCGCUUCCCAACGGAUCCCCGCUUGCCGCUAAUGAUAAUGUCUUCACUGCUAUUGAGAAGAAAUCGGAGGAGCGUAGGAAGGUUAUAGAAGCUCAUAGAUUGGCGAUUUAUGAUCCUGCUCCUCCGGUUAGAUCGUCAAGGAAGAAGGACUACUCCGAUUAUGAGGACAGCGAUGAAGAGCUUGAGACUAAUGGUGUCUCCGGAAAUGAUGUUGUUGAGGAGACCAAGAAGAAACCGAAGAAAGUAAAGAAACCUAAGGUCACGAUUGCGGAAGCAGCGGCGAAGAUCGAUGUUGACGACUUGGCUAGUUUUCUGUUGGAUGUCACGACUUCAUUCGAGGCACAACAAGAGAUACAGUUGAUGAGGUUUGCUGACUAUUUUGGACGUGCAUUUUCUAGUGUAACUGCUUCGCAAUUUCCCUGGGUAAAGUUAUUGAGAGAAUCUCCUGUUGCCAAGGUCGCAGAUAACCCUGUGUCACAUAUACCUGAGGCUGUUUACAAGACAUCAGUUGAUUGGAUCAACAAACAAUCUGCGGAAGCCCUUGGUUCUUUUUUUCUUUGGUCCUUAGACAGCAUUCUUGCUGACUUUGCAAGCCAACAAGGUGGUGGUAAGGGAUCCAAGAAAGGUGUCCAAAAAACAUCCUCAAAAUCUCAGGUGGGUCUGUUUGUGGUGCUAGCAAUGGUGUUACGAAGGAAACCUGAUGUGCUAAUUACUGUAUUGCCAACUUUAAACGUAUCGCCAAAGUAUCAUGGACAAGACAAGCUUCCAGUUAUUGUGUGGAUGGUAGCACAAGCAUCACAAGGAGACCUGGCCGUCGGGUUGUACUUGUGGUCACAUUUAAUGCUGCCUAUAGUUGGGAGCAAAUCAGGCUCCAAUCCGCAGACCAGGGAUUUAAUUUUGCAGUUAGUGGAAAGGAUUCUUUCUGCCCCAAAAGCUCAGACUAUCUUAGUAAAUGGCGCUGUGCGGAAGGGGGAACGUUUAAUGCCACCUUUGGCACUUGAUCUGCUAUUGAGAGCCACCUUCCCUUCAUCUUCAGCUCGUGUAAAGGCAACUGAAAGAUUUGAAGCUGUAUAUCCUACACUCAAGAAGGUGGCUCUUGCUGGUUCCCCUGGAAGCAAAGCCAUGAAACAAGUUUCUCAACAGCUUAUGGUUAUUUCUUUGAAAGCUUCUGGAGAAGGCAUCCCUGAGCUAUCCCAUGAAGCAUCUAGUAUUUUUAUCUGGUGCUUAACUCAAAAUCCUGAUUGUUGCAAGCAAUGGGACAAGGUCUAUUUGGAUAAUCUAGAAGCAAGCAUUGUUGUCUUGAGAAGGCUUACUGAGCUGUGGAGGGAGCUAUCUCUAAAACAACCUUUUCUUAAGGCCCUCACUGAAACUCUUAGGAGUUUUAAGAGCAAGAACAAAAAUGCCAUGGAAGAGGGAGUGAAAUCUGCUGAUCAAGCAGUCUACAGGGAAGCAGACAAAUACUGUAAGGCGUUAUUGGGAAGACUGUCACGCGGGUGGCAAUGCUUUAAAGCUAUGGCCUUCCUCAUUGUUGCCCUCGGUGUGGGGGCCGCAUUCUUUCCCCCAACCACCUUGGAGUCGUUGGACUGGAACAAAUUAACGGAAACGUUGAACACCCAGUGGUCCGUCUAAGAUGAUGGUUGUUCAAACCCGAAUAUGCAGCUAGAUGACUGACAUACACAGUAUUGGAUUUAGCAGGAAAAGUCAAAAUUGCCUUAAUAAGAGAGAGAAUGAGGUACCUUUUAUUUAUCCUUUUCUUCCUUUAGAUUCAAAUUUUCAGUUGGUAUUUCGAGUACUAACUAGAUGUAGUUUAAACUAAUCACAAAGCGAUCUUUCUCCAUGUCCGUUGUGACAUUUUUUUACAUGAAUCAUAAGUAUAGAUGAUUAUUUGAUUUGUC
This is a messenger RNA of Cynara cardunculus var. scolymus (artichoke), 2169 nucleotides long. RefSeq lists its product as uncharacterized. The transcript has 10 exons. Bases 179 to 1903 code for a protein of 574 amino acids. NCBI's taxonomy places the organism in Eukaryota, Viridiplantae, Streptophyta, Magnoliopsida, Asterales, Asteraceae. Gene Ontology annotation, cellular component: endoplasmic reticulum; Golgi apparatus. The record is from RefSeq and is a predicted model, not a curated record.